Messenger RNA from Colletotrichum higginsianum IMI 349063, 2421 nucleotides. Its product is annotated as Pfs domain-containing protein. Bases 1 to 2421 code for a protein of 806 amino acids. Gene Ontology annotation, biological process: nucleoside metabolic process. The record is from RefSeq and is a predicted model, not a curated record. NCBI's taxonomy places the organism in Eukaryota, Fungi, Ascomycota, Sordariomycetes, Glomerellales, Glomerellaceae. Gene Ontology annotation, molecular function: catalytic activity. The transcript is spliced from 2 exons.
AUGGACUAUCUACUGCCGGAAGUUGAUCGGCAACUAGAACUCUGUGAACAGUUUCUGGUUGAGCCCAGUCCUUCGGCAGACUUGCAGGGAACAGACGGGCUUGCUACUCUUGAGAAACAGCCAGCAGAAUUCCAUGGUGCUCUCAAGGCUCUUAACCGCCAAAUUCACCACCUUCCACGUAUCGAUGAUCUAGCCAACUGCGAUACAAUUCUCGAGGAUGCCUCCCUCUUGUGGAAACUUCCUUCUUUCUGCAAGCCAACACCGUAUUUGAUCGAACCCGAAGGUCAGAUCAGUCGAGCAAAAGCCAUCCAAGCUAGCCGGGCUGCUAGAGAUCCUACAAAGACUAGUGUGGAUGAUAUCUGGACUCAUAGGGCCCUCGAAAGCUGGAUUUGUUCGAAGCAUUCCCAUGUUCUACUUGUUCAAGGGCAGUAUCUGACCAUCAAAAGGAUGCACCGGUUCGGCCUGGAAAUCACAGCUUUUCUGCAAACAAAUGUUCCAACAGUUCUUUUGCUCCAGUCAUACAUGAACCCCACGGAAAACAAGGAGUAUGCCGAACUGCAGCCCGAACAAGUUGUACGGCAACUUGCAAUCCAGGCUUUACAACAAGUCUCGACUCCAACGCCAAUAUCUUUUCUUGCCAAGGCAGUUGAGCUAUUCCAGCGGGCCAAGUCGCUCAACGACUGGCUUGAGGUCCUUCGAUUCGCCUCAUCUCAACUCACCUAUAUACACGUCGUUUUGGACCUCGGAAUUCUUAGUCAUGAUCCUAAUGCUAUCGCUCGUCUGUCGACGGCAUUGCAUGAUCUAGUGCAUGACUGCCAGCUGCAGUCGCCGUCAACUGUCCUGAAAACCAUGCUCUUAACACCUCGGCGAAUCGAGUUGUCGGAAAGCGACCUGGUCUCUCUUUUAUCUGUUGGCCCAGUCAAAAGGCUGCCUCGGCCGACGAGUCUGGCAUCAUUGAAAGCACGGUUUGCCUCGACACUCAGAGACAGGAAACUGAACCCAUAUUCGACAAGUACAUUGGCUAAGCCCUACGGCAAUACAUUUCCACCGAAAGAGGAUAACAGGCACAGGCGAGACAUUCCUGCUGUAUUGACUGGAUAUCACAAUGAACUGAUGUUUCCUCGCUCUAGUAACAGUUCCAAGCCCAUUGUUCAUGCCUGCCAACUUGGUCAAAAACUUGGCCAAAAGUCUCAAUCAAGCGACGUGGAGCAUACGGGCCUCUCACAAGCACAAACCUCAAACUCUAAUGGGGAUAAACGCACACCCACCGAUUCGGUUACUGACCAGAGCUCUCUGGCUGAAUUCGGGCGGUGUAAACUUGGGAGUGCCAACCCUAAAGAGCUUUUGACGAAAGCUCAAAGUAAAGUUGCCCCGGCAUCCGAAAUCACAUCUCCCGCAGGAGGUUACAAUCGAAACAGUAUCACAAUCGCUAUUGUGUGUGCCCUGACGUUAGAGGCAGACGCGGUACGUGCUCUCUUUGACGAACAUUGGGAUGACCAAAUUGUGGCGGACCUUGUCGCGCCCGGAGAUACCAAUUCAUACUCGAUGGGGAAGAUCGGUCGUCAUCAUGUCGUUCUCGUUCACAUGGCGGGGAUGGGCAGAAGUUAUUCGGCGACAGCGGCAGCGUACUGCAAGGCCAGCUUUCCUGGCAUUGGCGUUGCCCUGCUGGUUGGCAUCUGCGGAGGGGUGCCAACGGCGACAGCAAUCGGAAUCCCAGCCAUUGUACUCGGAGACGUUAUUAUCAGCGAGGGCGUCGUUUCUCUCGACUUUGGAAGACAAUACCCUGAUGUGUUUUUAAGAAAGGAUGGGAUGAUGGAUGUUCUGGGAAGACCGCCACCCGUUAUCAGGGCAAAUCUUGCCAAGUUACAGACCCGCCACGAUAGGAAAUCGUUGAACGAGAAGAUAUCCAAAUAUCUCAAUGCCUUGGAAGACGAAUUUGGCGAUGGGAUACUCUACCCGGGAACCACUGAGGACAAGCUUUUUGAGGGCAACUACCAGCACAAACACGACGCGUCCUUUGGUUGCUUGAUUUGUAACGACAAGACCAAGCACAACUCGGUGUGCGAGAAUGCCAGGACGUCAACUUGCGAUGAGCUCAACUGCGAUAACACUAGGUUGGUUCCUCGUGAACGUCUCAGUAAUGUUGAUACGGUCCAACCCAUUGUUCAUUUCGGCCUGGUGGCUUCUGGGGACCAGGUUAUGAAGUCAGGGGAGCACCGAGACCAAAUCGCAGCAAGAGAGGGAGUGAUAGCCUUCGAAAUGGAGGCUGCUGGGGCAUGGGAGCAUUUCUCAUGCGUCAUUAUAAAGGGGGUCUGUGACUAUGCUGACAGUCACAAGCACAAGAAGUGGCAGAACUAUGCUGCCGCCACAGCAGCCGCUUGCAUGAAGGCCUUCCUUGACAAGUGGAGCUUCCGUGCCUGA